AUGGAAGUCGGCAAGGUAGAAUCAAUUAGCACAUUGAGCGAGCAUGAGAACGAUCUCGAUGAUUUCGAAGGAUCGAUUGUUUGGUCCCAAGACGAGCCGUUAUCCUCGAACGAGGUUUUAGAGUUGAUUCCCGAUACCGACAGACAAUGUCAUUUCAAGUCUCUCUGUCGUUUGUGCGCAGGGGAGACCUCCAAUCCGAUUUACAUUUAUUCCGAGUUCGGAGAAUCGUUGAGACUCCUGGAUAAGAUAAAUACGUGUCUAAGCAUCAAGGUGAAGAAAACGGAUCCCCUUCCGAAACAGCUCUGUCCAACCUGCGUGGAGAAGAUUACAUGGUGUAACGAGUUCGACGCUGAAUGUAUCAGAGCAGAAGAGACUCUUCUCGAGAUUCUUAAGCGGAAACAUUCCUUUGUGAAUACCAAUAACGAUGGGAACGCAUUGGAGGACACCGAUUCCUGCCCCCUGUGCGUCGAGGGACGAAUGAGGAUCUACGAAGAGGACGUAGAAAAUCGAAAGGAUGCUGAUUUAUACGACAGCGACAUCGUUCUCGAAAGCAGUGACGAGGAACAAAUUCCAAGCGAGCUCAGAGCCGACGAGGAACCCCAAGGCGACGCCAUAACGCUCUUCUGUUUGGGUACCAAGCAGAAAUAUCUGAAAUGUGGCGCCUGCAUGAAUCUUUACCACACCAAGGAGACACUGGACGAGCACAAAUGCAAGCCGAACUUGCAGUGCACGUCCAGGCCGUAUAAAUGCGACGUUUGCUUCGCGACGUUCACGUUCGAGGAACGAUUGCAGUUCCAUCAGCUGUUUCACAACGACGCGAAAGCAUUGUACUGUGAGACAUGCAAGAUCACUUUCGGGAAGGAACUGAAAUUGUUCUAUCAUUACAAAAGAUACCAUUGUAAAGAUGGCAGAGUGUCCUGCUUGCAAUGCGGGAAAUUGUUCGAAAACCAGGAAGGAUUGAAGAAACAUGUUUGUGUGGAUGGCAAGACGAGGCCUCAUGUCUGCGAGGUGUGCUCCAAGGGAUUCUGCGAUGGGUAUACCUUGAAGCGUCACGUGGUAACCCAUCUUCCAGAGAAGCCGUACAAAUGUCCUGAAUGUUCGAAGAGUUUCACUCAGAAGUCAAGGUUGAAUAAACACGUAGCUGGUCAUAGUAUCAUCCUAGAGAAUAAUCAAACAGUUUGGAGAUGCGUUCGUUGCGGAGAAGCAUUUGGAAGUUGCGAGAUCGCGGACGAGCACUGCAAGAAGCACGACGAGAAGAUCAGUCUCAUCGAAGAGCUGCAAGUGUUGAAACUGUAUCAUUGCGAGUUCUGCAGCAGCCAUUAUGCGGACAGGGAUCAUCUGAAGGUUCAUCGCGAGUUGCACGUGAUUGAAAAACCGUACUCCUGCAACCACUGCGAAUCUUGGUUCAAAUCGUUCGCAGAGGCUGUUCUGCAUUGGAAGGAACACCCGAGGAUAUUCAAGGUUCUGGUAGUAUUUCUGUGCGAUAUCUGUGACAGGGACGUGAAAGAAUUGUCCCUGCUCUACAAGCACAAACAGAAAAGGCAUCAGCCCCUGUCCAGAAGAUCCGAGAAGGGCGAAGAGAAGUUCGUAUGUGAGUUAUGUGGCAGCAUUUUCAUGAGCAUCGAGCAGUUCCAGGAGCACGGGAAGUACAGAUGCUCGAAAUUUCCCUGUGAUAUAUGUGGAAGUCUGUUGCCCACUGCGAAUUCCUUGAACGCCCACAAACGGCGACACAGUGGGCUCAGGCCGUAUGUUUGCAAUAUUUGUGGGAAGAGUUACACCCAGUCGAGCCACAUGUGGACCCACAAACGGUUUCACAUGGGCGUGAAACCGUACGCCUGCGAAUACUGCGAUCAGAGAUUCACAAUUAAGCCUGAUCUAGCUGAUCACACCAGGAAGAAGCAUACCAGAGAACGACCGUUUAAAUGCGACGUCUGCAACAAAGCUUUCCUGACUGGUUCUGUCUUCUAUCAGCACAGACUGAUACACAGAGGGGAUCGUAGGUAUAAGUGUCACUAUUGCGAGAAAGCGUUCACCAGAACGGAAGCUUUGAAUAAUCACAUAAAGAUUCACACCGGCGAGAAACCGCACGCCUGCGACGUUUGUGGGAGAUGCUUCAGGCAAAAGGGAGACAUGAGGAAGCACAGGCGUACGCAGCACACUGCCAAACAGAACACGAAGUAA
This is a messenger RNA of Dufourea novaeangliae, 2181 nucleotides long. Its product is annotated as zinc finger protein 2-like. Gene Ontology annotation, cellular component: nucleus. The transcript is spliced from 5 exons. NCBI's taxonomy places the organism in Eukaryota, Metazoa, Arthropoda, Insecta, Hymenoptera, Halictidae. Gene Ontology annotation, biological process: regulation of transcription by RNA polymerase II. The record is from RefSeq and is a predicted model, not a curated record. The coding region runs from base 1 to 2181 and encodes 726 amino acids. Gene Ontology annotation, molecular function: zinc ion binding; DNA-binding transcription factor activity, RNA polymerase II-specific; RNA polymerase II transcription regulatory region sequence-specific DNA binding.